Triticum dicoccoides is the source of this 911-nucleotide messenger RNA. RefSeq lists its product as uncharacterized. Bases 59 to 766 code for a protein of 235 amino acids. The transcript is spliced from 2 exons. The record is from RefSeq and is a predicted model, not a curated record. Lineage: Eukaryota; Viridiplantae; Streptophyta; Magnoliopsida; Poales; Poaceae. Gene Ontology annotation, cellular component: membrane.
GCCCCUUUGAGUUACGUUCUCAUCUCUUCUCUACCAACUUCACACUCCAGGAGAGAAUAUGUCUGAAGCAGAAAAGGCAAACAGAGUGGGGAUCUCGUCAGGAGAUUCGUCGCAGCCUCAGCCACAAGAGAUCAUCACCGUUGACAAUCAACGCCCACACAUGUCGGUUGAUGAUUUGCUCAAGGCAAUAAAAGGAGCCAACGGCAUGCCGGUGUUGUUCGUCCCCUCCAGCGACGGCCGGCUGGCGGCGGUAGCCGUGGACGGCCUCCAUCAGAAUCUGGUGCCCACCAACUCCAUUUCCGAAAAGAAGAACCAACAGGAUUUCCGGGCCUGGCUGCUGCUCCUCACGUCACUGAUCGCUACCAUCACCUUCACCGCAGGGCUCACCCCGCCCGGCGGCUUCUGGGACGCCGACGACAGGGCAAACAGGCACAUCGCCGGCACCUCGAUCAUGCGCGACAAGUUCCCCCGCAGGUACUUCGUAUUCUACUACAGCAACACCACCGCCUUCUUCGCGUCCCUGAUGAUCAUCGGCAUGCUCGCCAAGAACGUGUACAACAAGGAGACGGUAGUGCUGAAGAACCGUUUCUUCGUAGCCCUUGUCGGCCUAUGCUUCGUGACCUUGGGGACUAGCUACAUCACCGGCACCUGGGUCAGCCCCAGGGGAGGGGUCUACAACAUCGUCAUGUUUGUGGUCGUCAUUUGCUACAUGUCCAUGCACUGGGUUCUCGACUUCAUCGUCUGGAUGCAACGCCGUGCUACAUAAAGUGAAAGAUCGAUCCCCGGAACCAUCGGUUUGUUGCUGUGAGUGAGCUAUGUUAGAACAAAAUUUUGGUAUCAGACCCCGUCUUGUAUCUGUAAAUCCCUGCCCUGUUUUUGCUGCACAUGCUACUAUUUUGACACCAUGGAGU